Molecule: messenger RNA, 921 nt
Organism: Melospiza georgiana
Lineage: Eukaryota; Metazoa; Chordata; Aves; Passeriformes; Passerellidae
Product: mas-related G-protein coupled receptor member H-like
Exons: 1
Coding region: 1-921 (306 amino acids)
Biological process (GO): G protein-coupled receptor signaling pathway
Cellular component (GO): membrane
Molecular function (GO): G protein-coupled receptor activity
Source: RefSeq, a predicted model, not a curated record
AUGGAGGUGACCACCGUGUCCCCAUCUCCCGCUUCACCGACUGAAGGAGAUGAUCUGUGUGACACAGAUGUCAGCAGCGUGGCCAUACACAGUGCAGCAGUGAUCAUUGGCCUCUGUGGGCUGGCUGGGAACGGGGCUGUCAUCGGCCUCCUUACCCUGAAAAGCAGGAACGCUGGCAUAUUUGACCUGGCUGUCAUUGACUUCCUCUUCCUCCUCUUUGCAGUGCCCUCUGCCCUCUUCAUCCUGGUGGAAGAUUUGUCUUGCUCUCCCAUCCUGCCCAUGAUGUACAUGAAUUUCGUUUUCCAUCUGUCAUUGGUCUCCUACUACUGGGCGCUGUUCCGGCUGACACGCAGCAGCCCAGUGCGUUAUAUGCACAACUUCUGCAAGUUCUGCUGCCGCUGCGACCUUCCUCUGCGUCUGGUGUGGGUGGUGGACACUGUCCAAUACUGGGCCAUCUUUGCUGUCUUCACUGUCCUUCCCACGGCAACAUUCCUGUGCCCAACACAGCAGCAGGAGCUCUGCAGGGCAGCUCUUAUCCCUGUGUACACCAUCACCCUGCUCCUCUUUGCUGUACCUGUGGUCAUUUCUCACACAGUUGAUUUCAUUAAGGCCAAGAGGGGUUCCCAGCAGCAGCAACCCAAGAGGCGUGACAUCGUUAUCGUCAUCAUUGUGCUCUUCACUUUGCUCCUUAGUCUCUGCAAUUUCCUGCAGCAGCUCAGUUACACGGUUGUGCCCUCCCAGGUUGUUUUCCUGCUCACCUGUGUCUACAGCAGCAUCAAACCCUUAAUCUACCUCUUGGCAGGGAGGUGCAGGAGGCCCUGCUCUGUGGAGUCCCUCCAGCUCUCCCUCCAGAGGGUCUUUGAGGAGCCAAAAGACAAAAAAGCCCACAGAAAGGAUAGUGCCAUGGACACGGGGGUCUGA